Messenger RNA from Talaromyces stipitatus ATCC 10500, 1248 nucleotides. RefSeq lists its product as uncharacterized. The transcript is spliced from 5 exons. The coding region runs from base 1 to 1248 and encodes 415 amino acids. The record is from RefSeq and is a predicted model, not a curated record. Lineage: Eukaryota; Fungi; Ascomycota; Eurotiomycetes; Eurotiales; Trichocomaceae.
AUGGAAACCCGGGGCAAACGUCAAAACUAUUUUGCAUUGAACGACAGUUACAAUAACAAAGCAUUACCCAAAGACCAACUUUCAAGUCCACCUCCUGAAUCGCUAAUUCCAUCUACACUCACACAGCUAGAAUACAAUGCAUUCCUUGGUAUCCCUGAUGUUGAGAUUAACCCUUCAGAAUCUACAUCACAGUCAUUAUCCUAUCUAACAACUUCAACAGCUAUAGAUUCUUCGAUUGUUUCGUAUACUCAACAUCUUCUACCCAUAGCUAAUAAGGAAGCAUGGUUCUGGGCUUACUUCAGCAAGCAUGAGAUUCUACCAUUUCAGCGGAUCUUCUCUAAUAUCCUAGGAGUCGCACUUCCAUUUACUUCUCGGUUAUCUUGCAAAACAAUUGCUUUAUCUCUUGAUAUUUGGACAAGCAAAAACCACCUUCCAAUCCUAAGGAUAAUUAGCUAUUGGCUUACAGAGAGUUUUGAUUACCGAGAAAGUGUUCUUGAAUUCAAAGAACUUUUAGGACCACAUAGUGGAGAGAAUCUGGCUGCAGCAGUUGAGGAUGUACCCCUAGAACUUGACCUUCAAUCCAAGUUGACUACAAUAACAGGAGACAAUGCUAGUAAUAAUGAGAAGAUGGUUUCAAUUCUAUCUCAAAAUCUGAGGCAAAAACUUGGGGUUAACCCUCUAUUCCGUGGCUCAGAAAGUUACGUCUGUUGCUUAGCUCAUAUAUUAAAUCUCAUUGUCAAAGAUAUCCUUAAGACUUUAAAAUCUAGCAAUAUAGAGGAAGCGCAUGUUGUCUCAGAAACCUUUAGCAAGGAUUUAUAUCCUAGCUUUUUGGAUACACUGAAGUCCCUAACAAAGGCAAUGAGUCUUGCCGUCCCAAUCUACUACAAACUUCAUGAUUUACUCGAUAAGGCAUCCAAGCGCAAGGAGAGAUUCCUAGAUCUUGACAAAGAUAUAUCAUUGGCUGUGAAAGAAGCUAUGAAGAAGUACAAAAAGCACUAUACCUUUAUAGAUACUUCUGAUAUAUACUACACUACCCUCAUCUUGGAUCCUCAGAUUAAAGGUGAUCUCCUUCUCAACAAACUAGAAGAUAAGACUACUGGGAGGGAGAUCCUUCAAGCUCUCCGUGACAAUCUCCACCGUGAUUACUCAGUCGCCACUAUAGAAUUAAGCUUACCUACAGGACAAUCCCUACUGGAGCACAAUAUUAAGCACAGUGAUGUAGAGUCCCAGUUACUAAAGAGGUUAUAG